AGGCCCGCGCGCCUGACCCGGAAGCGCAUGCUGGUCCCGCCCUCUCGGCGCCCGGCUUCCUUCUGCAACAGGCGUGGGUCACGGGCUCGCUCGCUCUCUUUCUGCCGCCAUCUUGGUUCCGUGAUCUCCGCACAAAAUGCCCGGUGAAGCCACCGAAACCGUCCCUGCUACAGAGCAGGAGUUGCCACAGCCUCAGGCUGAGACAGCUGUGCUUCCUAUGUCUUCAGCCUUGAAAGUUGCUGCUGUAGGGCAGCCUGGACCUCCCCCUCCUUCUUCCCUGGGCCCCCAGCAAAACCCUAUAGUAACUGCUCAUCAGCCUUCUCCACUCCCUUCUAGUGUUCCCUCGACCCCCUUUGAAGUUCCUUUUGCCCAGCCCACACCAGCUGAAACUGCUCUGCCCUCAGGAACUGCCCCUCCCACCCCAACUUUCCUGCCACACCUGAUAGGGCCUCCCAUUUCCCCAGCUGCCCUAGCCUUGGCCUCUCCCAUGAUAGGUCUAGCUCAGAAAGGUGCCCGUUCCUCCUCGGCUCCCUUGUCUCUGGUCGCAUUAGCUCCUCAUUCAGUUCAGAAGAGCUCUGUGUGUCCCCCUCACCCUCUCACCUCACCUCCAUCAGCUGCUGGAGCAGAGUUGGGGGCAUUGACAGCUUCCAUCCCUCCCUUAGAACCGAAGGCUUCUUCCAGUCAAGUUCCCUCUCAGGGAACCCUGAAUCUAAAAGGCCCUACCCCACGUCCUCCAGAUGUAGUCAGUGCUUUCCCUUCCCACCUUGAAAACCCCCUGGCCUCUGUGCAGCCUGGUUUAAUGGCCUGUCCUCAAACACUAUCCAUCACUCCCCCAGUGAAGGGUGUCCCCAUUUCCUCAGCUCUGACACAAAGUCGGCUAAGCCUUAACCUAAAGGGACCUGUUAGUCCACCUGCUCAAAACACUGCAGCUCCCAGCAUCCCCCCAGCACCCUCUACUUCUCUGGGCUGUCAUCUUCCACUUCUGCAUCACAUUUCUUUGGAUUCUCCCAUCCAAUCUCCAGGUCAGUCAGGUCUUGCAGUGAAUAAUCCCACUUCUGUAGGUCACUCUGAUAUUGCAGCCUCUUGCCCACCUGAGAGAUGUGUAGCUCCUACCCUUCCCUCCAGGCUGCUGGCUGCUGAUUCUGGGGCAGCUCCAUCUGCCGACAAAGGCUCCUCUGCUGUUACUAAUGAACUCUGCAGUCCUCCUGGCUCUUCAAAUGUAGCUGGUACUUCCUUGUCUCCUACAGCCUCUCUCGUUCCCAAGGGUUCUAAUGUUGCUCUACAGCCUUUGGUGACUCAAGUUCCCGCUUCUCAAAAAACUGGAUUAAAAGAAAUUCCUGUCUCCUGUAUUGGAGCCACCCACCAUGCCCUGGAUAACCCUUCUGCCAUUUCUGUUGCACCUGCCACUCAUGUGCCUCCUCCAGCUUCAUCAGGUCUUGUAAGUAGUAAAGACCCAGCUUCCCCCUUCACUUCACUUGUGGUACCUGCUGCUCACAAGCAGUUUCCUGCUCCUCCAGUAUCAACUACUCUAGGGGUGCCAGUGUCUCCUCUGCCAGCCACUGAAGGCCUUAAAAAUCUUCCUAUUUCAGUAUUAGUAAAUGUAGGAGCCCCUGUUUCUCCAGCCCAGGCAGGGCUCCCCACCAGAAAAGACACCACUCUGCAGCCCUUGGCCCCCAUAGCACUUAAAGACCCUCCCUCUUCUCAGAGUGCAUCAUCUCUGCAGGUACUUUCAGAAGACACUGUAACAAAGACAACUACAGGAGGACCUGCCCCUGUGGUGCAGCCAGCCAUUGCUGGGGUUGCUACUACUACUACUUCCCUGCGUGCUGACUCUCCACCUGCUGUCAUCAGAGCAGAUUCUUGUGUCAGCCCAAACACUGUCAGUCAGCCUCUCGAAAGUUCUGUUACUGCCCCAGCAAUGGCUCCUAGAACUGCCAAAAAUACUGUUCCUUCUACCACUUCACCUCUGGUUCCUUUAGCCUCUGAAGGCUGUCCUGUGGCUUCAUCUAUGUCCCCUGAAAUUCCCAAGUCUGUGCCCUUUCCUGAUCCUCCCUUAGCUGAGAUUUCUUUUUCCAGUGCAAGGAAAGUUGAUGCUGUCUCUCAUAUGGAGUCUUCAGGCUCCUCCCGUGAGGGGCACCCAGAUGCUUCUGUGACUUCCAAAGGGACUGUGGUUUGUCUAGCUGACUCCUCACCUUUAGACACUGGUGUGUCUGCAUCCAAGAAGGGCUCUGCUCUCUCGUCUCCUCUCUGCCCACCUGAGGCUUCUUUCCUUCCAGAGGCAGGUCUGGCUGUUCAAGGCCCUAAAGGCUCACUUAAUAAGCUUUCUCCCAUUCCUCCAUCCUCCAAAGGGGCCCCUGUUCCUUCAACUGGGGCUCCUCCCUCCCCUAAAGGGGCCCCUAUUGUUCCAACAGAAGCUUCUAUAUCCUCCAAAAUGGUCCCAGCAGAAAUUCUUCCUUCCCCCCAAAAGACUCCAGAAGUUACAGCUUCCAAACUGAUCUCGGCAGUCCAGUCUCCUAAAGUAGACCCUAUUAUGUCAGACGUGACUCCUAUCUCUCCCAAAAAGACUUCGGCAACUGCAGUCCCCAAAGAUACUUCAGCAACCCUGUCUCUCAAAAGUGUCCCGGCUGUGACUUCCCUGUCUCCCCCAAAGGCUCCUGUAGCCCCAUCUCCUAAUGAAGCCACCAUUGCUCCUACUGAGAUUCCUACCUCCCUCAAAAAUGCCCUAGCAGCUGCAACUCCCAAAGUGACUUCUUCCCCACAAAAGACUCCAAAAUCCGUAUCCCCUAAGAGUGCCCCGGCUAUGACCUCCAAAAAGGCGACAGAAAUUACAGCCUCCAAAGACAUCUCACCAUCCCAGUUUCCCAAAGAGGUUCCUCUUCUACCACAUGUGGCUCCUACUUCCCCACCAAAGUCCCCAGCGAGUGAUACGCUCAGUGGGGCUCUAACAAGCCCACCCCCCAAAGGUGACCCUGCCACCCUAGCUGAGACUCCUACCUGUCCUAAAAAGUCCCCCAAAACUGCAGCACCCAAAAAAACUCCAGCGACUCCAUCUCCUGAAGGGGUCACAGCUGUACCACUGGAGAUUCCUCCUUGCUCCAAAAAGGCCCCCAAAACUGUAGCCCCCAAAGAAACUCCAGCGACUCCAUCUCCUGAAGGGGUCACAGCUGUUCCGCUGGAGAUUCCUCCUUGCUCCAAAAAGGCCCCCAAAGAAAGUUCAGCAACCUCAUCUUCUAAAAGGGCCCCUAAAACUGCAGUUUCCAAAGAAAUUCCUUCUAAAGGGGUCACAGCUGUGCCAUUGGAGGUUUCUCUGCCUCUAAAAGAGACCUCCAAAAGUGCAACUCCUGGUGAAAAUUCAGCCUCAUCCCCAAAAAGGUCCCCCAAAACUGCAGGCCCCAAAGAAACUCCACCUGAAGGGGUCAGAGCUGUGCCCCUGGAGAUUUCUCUGCCUCCAAAAGAGACACCCCAAAAUGCAACCCCUAAUGAAAGCUUAGCAGCCUCAUCCCAGAAAAGGUCUCCCAAAACUUCAGGCCCCAAAGAAACUCCACCUGAAGGGGUCACAGCUGUGCCACUGGAAAUUCCUCCUACCCCAAAAAAGGCCCCCAAAACUGCAGUCCCUAAACAGAUUCCUUCUCCCGAAGCUGAAAGUCCUCUCUCUCCCAAAAAGGCAUCCAAAACUGCAGCCCCCAAAGAGAAUUCAGCAACCUUAUCCCCAAAAAGAUCCCCCAAAACUGCAACCCACAAAGAAAAUAUGACUUCAUCCCCCAAAAGGUCCCCCAAAACUGCAGCCCCCAAAGAAACUCCAGCCACAUCUUCUGAGGGGGUUACAGCUGUGCCAUCUGAGAUUUCUCCUUCACCCCCAACUCCAGCCUCCAAAGGGGUUUCUGUGACCCUAGCUCCCAAAGGUGCCCCUAAUGCCCUAGCUGAGAGUCCUGCCUCCCAUAAAAAGGCUCCUAAAACUGCAGCCCCCAAAGAAACUUCAACAAUUCCAUCCCCCCAAAAAAUUCCCAAAGUGGCAGGUCCCAAAGAGACUUCAGCGACCCCACCUUCAAAAAAGACCCCCAAAACUGCAGUCCCCAAAGAAACUUCAGCACCUUCUGAGGGGGUCACAGCUGUACCAGUGGAAAUUCCUCCCUCCCCCAGAAAGGCCCCUAAAACUGCAGCUCCCAAAGAAACUCCAGCUCCAUCUCCUGAAGGGGCCACCACUGUACCAGUGCAGAUUCCUCCCUCCCCCAGGAAGGGCUCUAAGAAAGCAGGCUCCAAAGAAACACCUACAGCCCCAUCUCCUGAAGGAGUUACAGCUGCACCUCUAGAAAUUCCCAUAUCUUCCAAAAAGACUUCCAAAAUGGCAAGUCCUAAAGAAACGCUAGUAACCCCAUCUUCCAAAACACUCUCCCAAACUGUAGGUCCCAAAGAAACUUCACUUGAAGGGGUCCCAGCUGUGCCCCUGGAGAUUCCUUCUUCCCACAAAAAGGCCCCCAAAACUGUAGAUCCUAAACAGGAUCCUCUAACCCCAUCUCCUAAAGAUGCCCCUACUACUCUAGCUGAAAGUCCUUCCUCCCCCAAAAAGGCACCCAAAACUGCAGCCCCACCCUCUGAAAGGGUCACCACUGCGCCACCAGAAAAGCCUGCCACCCCACAGAAGGCCUCAGAAACUACAGCCUCCAAAGUCCCUGCCAAGACACAGGAAGUUGCUGACUCCCCAAGAGAGACUCCAGUAGCCCCAGCUGUGCCCCCAGUCAAGAGUCCUUCCUCCCAUAAGAAGACCUCAAAGACUGUAGAUCUCAAAGAAGCCCCAUCAACCCUCCCUCCCUCCCCAACAAAGAGCCCCAAAAUUCCAUCAUCCAAAAAGGCACCAAGGACUUCAGCCCCUAAAGGGUUUCCAGCAAGCCCCUCUAUUAAAGCUGUCACCACCUCACUGGCACAGACAGCUCCUCCCAGUCUGCAAAAGGCGCCAUCCACUACAAUCCCCAAGGAGAAUUUAGCUGCCCCGGCUGUUCUGCCUGUCUCCAGCAAAAGCCCAGCAGCUCCAGCUGCUGCAAAUGCUUCCACUGCCCUAGCUGCUGCUUCCCUUUCCCCAGCUCCCCCAGUCACGAUUUCUCCCUCCAAAAAGACCCCAGCUACUGCAGCUCCUCAAACAGCUCCAAAAGAGGCCACAACAAUCCCAUCUUGUAAAAAGGCUGCAGCUACGGAGACCCCCAUUGAGACUUCAACAGCUCCAUCUCUUGAAGGGGCCCCCAAGGAGACCUCAGAAACUUCAAUGUCCAAAGUUCUCAUGUCUUCCCCUCCUAAAAAGGCUCCAUCCUCCAAAAGGGCCUCUACUCUCCCAGCUACAACUCUUCCCUCUCUUAAAGAGGCCUCUGUUCUCUCACCCACUGCCACUUCUUCCGAAAAAGACUCUCAUGUUUCCCCUGUAACCGAUGCUUGUAGCACAGGAGCUACUACCCCUCAGGCAUCUGAAAAGCUCCCAGCACCGAAAGGUCCUACAGCUUUCACGGAAGUGCUUGCUGUACCUGCUCCAGAAAGUGCUUUGGUCAUCACUGCUCCCAUUCAGAAAAGCCCAGGAGCCAACAGCAAUUCUGCUUCCUCUCCUAAGUGCCCAGACCCCUCCGCUAAGAAAGACACAAAGGGCCUCCCUUCUGCAGUAGCUCUAGCCCCUCAGACAGUCCCUGUUGAGAAAGACACUUCAAAGGCUAUAGGAACUCUGCCUGUUUGCCCUGCAAAAGGCAGUGAUUGUCUUCAUUCCCCAAAGGGUCCUGUGGGGUCUCAGGUAGCUACUCCACUAGCAGCGUUUACCUCUGACAAAGUUCCUCCGGAAGCUGUGUCUGCAUCUGUGGCUCCAAAGCCUACCCCAGCAGCUUCCCUGACUCUUGCUCCCUCCCCAGUUGCCCCUCUGCCUCCUAAACAGCCACUUCUUGAGUCCGCACCUGGAUCAGUGCUGGAGUCACCCUCUAAGCUCCCAGUCCCUGCUGAGGAGGAUGAGCUGCCGCCUCUGAUUCCCCCGGAAGCGGUCUCUGGGGGAGAGCCUUUCCAGCCGAUCCUCGUCAACAUGCCCACCCCUAAACCUGCUGGGACCCCUGCCCCAGCCCCCUCUGCCAAGCAGCCUGUUCUGAAGAACAACAAGGGAUCGGGAACAGAGUCUGACAGUGAUGAGUCAGUGCCAGAGCUCGAGGAACAAGACUCCACACAGACGGCCACACAGCAAGCCCAGCUGGCAGCCGCAGCUGAGAUCGAUGAAGAACCUGUUAGUAAAGCCAAGCAGAGUCGGAGUGAGAAGAAGGCAAGGAAGGCGAUGUCCAAACUGGGUCUUCGGCAGGUUACAGGGGUUACGAGAGUCACUAUCCGAAAAUCUAAAAAUAUCCUCUUUGUCAUCACGAAGCCAGAUGUCUACAAGAGCCCAGCUUCAGACACCUACAUAGUGUUUGGGGAAGCCAAGAUUGAAGAUUUGUCUCAGCAAGCACAGUUAGCAGCUGCUGAGAAAUUCAAGGUUCAAGGUGAAGCUGUUUCAAACAUUCAGGAAAACACUCAGACUCCAACCGUCCAAGAGGAGAGUGAAGAAGAGGAGGUUGAUGAAACGGGUGUGGAAGUUAAGGACAUAGAAUUGGUCAUGUCACAAGCAAACGUAUCAAGAGCAAAGGCUGUUCGAGCCCUGAAAAACAACAGUAACGAUAUUGUAAAUGCUAUUAUGGAAUUAACAAUGUAACUAUUUGACAGCGAGGACAACUCCCCUCCCCUUUCCCCCCUUUUUGGUGUUUGAAAAGUGGAACUACAGCUUGGUUUAAAAUUUGUACUGUUUCUAUCACUAAUAAAGUUGUGGCUUCUUGUUGGAUGGACUCA
Molecule: messenger RNA, 6834 nt
Organism: Mus caroli (Ryukyu mouse)
Lineage: Eukaryota; Metazoa; Chordata; Mammalia; Rodentia; Muridae
Source: RefSeq, a predicted model, not a curated record